CCCUGCGAACUUCGAAGCUCCAAGGAGAAGAAGAAGAUGGUUGGUUCAAGUUUCGGUCACUUCCUUCUUCUCUCUUACACUCCUCCUUCGUCUCUCUCCACUCUCUUUCCCACUAAAACCUUAACCCUCAGCUCAAGCCCCUUCCGCUGCAAAUGCUUCUUCAAAAACAUGAAAGCCUCGGGGAUUCGGCAGGUAGGAUUGACUACUCUGCAUGGACACAGGGUUGAUGCAAUGAAGAGCAGCAUUGUCCUUAAGAUGUUUCAAAGAGAAAUGACAAUCGAAUCCCAUAAUACCCUUGUCACAAAGCAAUCUGAGAUGAAUGACUUUACAACAGAGGAUCUUGAAGAUGGGGGAUUGUUAUCUAAAUUGGUUUAUACAUUCUUGUUUGGGCAGACUUUAUCAGUGGUUUCUCCUGGUCUUUCAUAUGCAAGUGACUCAAUGAAGAUGAAUCAGAUAUAUGAAGUUGGAGAGUUAUUUGAUUUAAGCAUCCAACUAUUAUACUUGGUAUCAUUAUUGGGUUUGCUAGGGGUUGGGACUUACUUUGUGAUUCGCCAAGUUCUUGUUCGCAGAGAACUUGACCUUUCUGCCAAAGAGUUGCAGGAGCAAGUACGAAGUGGUGAUGCCAGUGCAACUGAGCUUUUUGAACUUGGUGCAGUGAUGCUGCGGAGGAAGUUUUAUCCAGCUGCCACCAAGUUUCUGCUUCAAGCAAUUGAGAAAUGGGAUGGGGAUAAGCAAGAUCUUGCGCAGGUGUACAAUGCUCUUGGUGUCAGCUACGUCCGUGAUGGGAAGGUUGACAAAGGAAUUGCUCAGUUUGAGAUGGCUGUAAAGCUUCAACCAGGCUAUGUCACAGCAUGGAACAAUCUUGGGGAUGCCUUUGAGAACAAAAAAGAAUAUAAGGCUGCUCUUAAGGCAUUUGAAGAAGUCCUGCUAUUUGAUCCUAACAACAAGAUUGCUCGGCCCAGAAGAGACGCUUUGAAGGACCGCGUUGAAAUGUACAAAGGGGUUCCUGUCAAGUCCAAAGAGAAAUAAAGAAUGCUAUUGUUGAUACUCAACACUACAUAUAUGGAAGACUUUUUAACACAGCUUUCAGUAACUUACUUGAGGUUUGAUGAGGGAGCUUAUCACACCUUGAAAUAUAAAUAAAUUGUUUAUUAUAUGAAGUUUUAUUAAUUUGGUGUGUUGGGAGAAAUUUUUGGUUAUUUCCCUCAGAACAGAUGGUUGCUGUGUUGUGCCUUUCUCUAUUUGUGUGUGGAUUAGAGAGAGCCAGAUAGAUGGUGAUGUAACUAUUGUUCAAUGUUUAAAGAUAGAGUUGAGUUUUCUUUCCUUCUUAGAA
Arachis duranensis is the source of this 1333-nucleotide messenger RNA. Its product is annotated as tetratricopeptide repeat domain-containing protein PYG7, chloroplastic. The transcript is spliced from 6 exons. The record is from RefSeq and is a predicted model, not a curated record. NCBI's taxonomy places the organism in Eukaryota, Viridiplantae, Streptophyta, Magnoliopsida, Fabales, Fabaceae. The coding region runs from base 37 to 1029 and encodes 330 amino acids. Gene Ontology annotation, molecular function: protein binding.